Molecule: messenger RNA, 2789 nt
Organism: Corythoichthys intestinalis (scribbled pipefish)
Lineage: Eukaryota; Metazoa; Chordata; Actinopteri; Syngnathiformes; Syngnathidae
Gene: pnoca
Product: prepronociceptin a
Exons: 3
Coding region: 78-734 (218 amino acids)
Biological process (GO): sensory perception; chemical synaptic transmission; neuropeptide signaling pathway
Cellular component (GO): plasma membrane; neuronal cell body; axon terminus
Molecular function (GO): opioid receptor binding
Source: RefSeq, a predicted model, not a curated record
ACAGAGGAAACUUACUUCAAGCAGCCAGCAGCUGAGGGACCCACAACUUGAGGAUUGUAACCCUAAAACAGACCAUCAUGAAGAUGCUGGUGGCUCUCCUAACGCUGCUGUUGCUUUGUGUUAAUGGCGUACACGGCGACUGUCAGGAUGACUGCCUGUCCUGCAGCCGUAUCCUGCCCAAACAGCUCACCUUCAACACCAUGGAGUGCCUCUUAGAAUGUGAAGCCUCCGACACCCUGGCAUCCUCCUGGGAAACCUGCCGUAGGUCUUUGUCGCUAUCAUCCAUGCCCAAAAGAUCCCAGGAGGAGGUGGAGGCCUUGUUUCCAGAAGAGGUAGAGGAAGUGGAGGGGGAAAAUGAUGGGGAGGGCCUGCCCCUGGCCUUGCAAAGGUUGGAUCGCAUUACCCAAGUGCUGGAUGACAGAGAUGCGGACACCCAUGAUUCCUUGUCCUUGGAUGAUGAGUCUGAGGACUCCAAUAAUGACAACAUGGCCCUGAGUGUCUCCAAGAGGUUUGGGGGCUUCGUGAAAGGCCGCCACAGCUACAGGAAGCUGAUUGCACCAGCAAGGUCUUACCAGAAACGCUACGGCGGCUUCAUCGGCAUCCGUAAGUCGGCGCGCAAGUGGAACAACCAGAAACGCUUCAGCGAGUUCCUUAAACAGUACCUGGGCAUGAGUACUCGAGCCACAGAGUACAACAGCGUCUCAGAGGAGCUCAGCCAUCAUAAUGAGGUGUAGCGAGGCCGUGAAAGCCGCCACACUCAAAUGUUUGUGUUUGUAGCCCAGGCUGGAUUUACACUACAGGGCCCAAUUCCCAGUUAGUGCCUGUUUGUGGACUGUCCAGUAACAUCCACUGUCAAGUUACACAUAUCUGAUAUUGAUAUUUAUGUGUAGGAUGCUUCCUCUGUUUUGACUCAUUUGUUCAGUUUUUGCUCACUCAACCUAAAAAUGAAAUGUAGACUCCUAAAAAAAUUGGUUGUGACUUGGUACUAACGCCUCAAAGUCUUCGUUUUGACUUGGCAGGCAUCACUCUCUAGAUUUCUAGAAUGUUCAAAAAUUAGGUUCCGCUUAGUUUAGAUGCAUCAAAGACUUUGAUUUGGUCUUGACUCCUUAAAGUCUUCACUUGGUCAUGAUUGUUCAAAGCAUUGGUCUCAAUUUGGUCUGAACUCCGCACUCCUGAUUUGUCCUGUACUUGCCUGAAUUCUUUAUUUCAUAGGUGGUGGUGCAUCUAUGCUCGAGUGUAAAACACAUCUGUCUAUUCAUUUUAGUGCGAACCUGAAUUUUAGAAUUUGGUAGGUCACUCUGCACUAAGACAAUAUUCAGACAUACUGAGGGUCUGUCUUUGUCGACACACCCAGCGUAUGUGACAUUUUUUUACUAGUCCUUCUCAAAAAAUUAGCAUAUUGUGAUAAAGUUAAUUAUUUUCUGUAAUGUACUGUUAACAUUAGACUUCUGAUAUAUUUUAGAUUCAUUACAUACAACUGAAGUACUUCAAGGCUUUUAUUGUUUUAAUAUUGAUGAUUUUGGCAAAAAAGUCAAGAAAAACCAAAAAUCUCGAUCUAAAAAAAUUAGCAUAUUUCAUCCAACCAAUACAAAAAAGUUUUUUUUUAAUACAAAAAAAAGUCAACCUUCAAUUGAUUAUAUCAGCUACGCACUCAAAACUUGGUCGGGAAUCCUUUUGCAGAAAUGACUGCUUCAAUGCGGUGUGGCAUGGGGGCAAUCAACCUGUGGCACUGCUGAGGUGUUAUGGAUAUUUCGAUAGCGGUGUUACGAGUACCCCUGGUGGUCAGGGGCCGCGAGCGUAACAUAAGACGGCAGGUGUGAAAGGAGGAGGCAGUGACAAAUCAAAAUUGCAAAUAAAAAGUUUAUUUAACAGUAAAAAAGGCAAUGGACACAGAGCACACAAACAUUUACCCAACCCCCUGCACUAUGCAGCAAACACCAAAUAAAAGUUCCAAAACCCCCCAACUAAACCUAGAACCCAAACCAACCCCCAAACUAAAUCAAUACUGUGGCAGGCACAUAGUGUACCCCAAAAUAAAUGGGUGGUGUUGCCGCUCUAUCUAAUGGACUUAAAUUACUCUCCAUCCGUAACAGGCGUCCUUAACCUCAUCCACAGUGUUGGGUCUGGUGUCUCUCAACAUCCUCUUCCCAGUAUCCCACAGAUUCUCUGUGGGGUUCAGGUCAGGAGAGUUGGCAGGCUAUUUUAGCACAGUAAUGCCAUGGUUGGUAAACCCGUUACCAGUGGUUUUGGCACUCUGAGCAGGUGCCAGGUCGUGCUGAAAAAUGAAAUCUUCAUUUCCAUAUAGCUUUUCAGCAGAUGGAAGCAUGAAGUGCUCCAAAAUCUCCUGCAUUGACCCUGCCCUUGAUAAAACACAGUAAACCAACACCAGCAGCUGACACCCCAGACCCAAACUCUGGCACCUUGAUUUCUGAAUGACAUGGAAAAUUUGCUUUAUUCUGAAAAACGUACUUCGGACCACUGAGCAACAGUCCAGUGCUGCUUCUCUGUAGCCCAAGUCAGGCGCUUGACUCGCCUGUGCAUGGUGGCUCUGGAUGUUUAUACUCCAGACUCAGUCCUCUGUUUCUGCAGGUCCCCCAAAGUUUGGAAUCAGCCGUUGUCCACAAUCUUUCUCAGGGUGAGGUCACCUCUUCUGGUUGUGCAGCGUUUCCUGCCAUACUUUUUCCUUCCCACAGACUUCCCACUGAGGUGCCUUGAUACAGUACUCUGGGAACAGCCUAUUAGCUCAGAAAUUUCUUUCUUUGUCUUAGCCUCUUGCUUGAGGGUGUCAA